GAGGCCAUGGGUUUAGGGUGAAAGGUGAAAUGUUAAGGGGACAUGAGGGGAAACUUCUUCCACUGACGGUCAUCCGGGUGUGGAAUGAGCAGAAAACCCAGCUGGUCCAUGCGAGCUCAGUUUCAACUUCUAAGAGGGUUGUAUAGGCACCUGGAGGGCAGGGGUACAGGAACAGACAGUUUAAGUAAUUCAACACAAACUAGAUGGGCCAAAGGGCCUGAUUCUGUGUUGUGCUUUUCUAUGAUUGUGACAAGAACCUGAAAUAAUAUGAUUAUUCAUUUAAUAACUUUUAACAGCUGUGCGGACCAACUAUUCAUCUGGGCAGGAAACGUUUGCAUGGCUUCAAAACUGUGGCACUUCACAUUGACAAUAGAUAAAAGAAAAUCCCAGCUGCACGUCAACAAAGGGUAUUUGUUAAAAACAACAAGGAAAUUAUCUACGGGGAGGUCAAACACAACACGCUGUUUUGUUGUCUAUGUCCAGAUAUUUAAGAAGUGGAACAAGGGAUUCACUCGAUCAUCAUUCCUACUCAGGCUGUGGGGAGUGAUUCACUCGAUCAUUAUUCCUAUUCAGACUGGGGGAGAGUUUCACUCGAUCGUUAUUCCUAUUCAGGCUGUGGGGAGUGAUUCACUCAAUCAUUAUUCCUAUUCAGACUGUGGGAGAGAUUCAUCGAUCAUCUGACCGACUGACAUGCAGUCAAUUUACACGGGGGGAAUCCAUUUAUCUGCUCAGUCAUCCACCCUAAUGGCUCACCAGCGAGUUCACACCGGGGUGCGGCCAUUCACCUGCUCAGACUGUGGGAAGGGAUUCACGUUGUCAGCUCACCUACUGAGUCAUCAGUCAGUUCACACGGGUGAGAGGCCAUUCACCUGCUCUGACUGUGGGAAAGGAUUCUCUUUGUCAUCUAAUCUUAAGCUACAUCAGCGAGUUCACUCUGGGGAGAGGCCGUUCACCUGCUCAGACUGUGGGAAGGGAUUGGCGUUGUCUUCCCACCUACUGAGACAUCAGUUAGCACACACUGGUGAGAGGCUGUUCACCUGCUCAGAAUGUGGGAAAAGAUUCACUUCGUCAUCUCAACUUAAGGUACAUCAGCGAGUUCACACUGGGGAGAGGCCGUUCACCUGCUCAGACUGUGGAAAAGGAUUCACUCAGUCAUCCCACCUACAAGCACAUCAGCGAGUUCACACUGGGGAGAGGUCGUUCACCUGCUCAGAGUGUGGGAAGGGAUUCGCGUUGUCAUCUCACCUACUGAGACAUCAAUUAGUACACACUGGUGAGAGGCCGUUCACCUGCUCAGACUGUGGGAAAAGAUUCACUUUAUCAUCUCAACUUAAGGUACAUCAGCGAGUUCACACUGGUGAGAGGCCGUUCACCUGCUCGGACUGUGGAAAAGGAUUCACUCAGUCAUCCCACCUAGAAGCACAUCAGCGAGUUCACACUGGGGAGAGGCCAUUCACCUGCUUAGACUGUGGGAAGGCAUUCACACAGUUUGCUACCCUACAAGCACACUGGUCAGUUCACACUGGGGAGAGGCCGUUCACCUGCUCAGACUGUGGGAAAGGAUUCACUUCGUCAUAUAAGCUUAAGGUACAUCAGCGAGUUCACACUGGGGAGAAGCCAUUCUCCUGCUUAGACUGUGGGAAGGGAUUUGCGUUGUCAUCUCACCUACUGAGACAUCAGUUAGUACACACUGGUGAGAGGCCGUUCACCUGCUCAGACUGUGGGAAAGGAUUCACUUCAUCAUAUAAACGUAAGGUACAUCAGCGAGUUCACAUGGGGGAGAGGCCAUUCACCUGCUCAGACUGUGGGAAAAGAUUCACUUCGUCAUCUCAACUGGAGAUUCAUCAGCAAGUUCACACUGGGGAGAGGCCGUUCACCUGCUCAGACUGUGGGAAAGGAUUCACUCAGUCAUCCCACCUACAAGCACAUCAGCGAGUUCACACUGGGGAGAGGCCAUUCACCUGCUCAGACUGUGGGAAAGGAUUCACUCAGUCAUCCCACCUACAAGCACAUCAGCGAGUUCACACUGGGGAGAGGCCAUUCACCUGCUCGGACUGUGGGAAAGGAUUCACUCAGUCAUCCCACCUGCGAGCACAUCAGCGAGUUCACACUGGGGAGAGGCCAUUCACCUGCUUAGACUGUGGGAAGGGAUUCACUCAGUCAUCCCACCUACAAGCACAUCAGCGAGUUCACACUGGAGAGAGGCCGUUCACCUGCUCAGAAUGUGGGAAAAGAUUCACUUUGUCAUCUCAACUUAAGGUACAUCAGCGAGUUCACACUGGGGAGAGGCCAUUCACCUGCUCAGACUAUGGAAAAGGAUUCACUCAGUCAUCCCACCUGCGAGCACACUACUCAGUUCACACCGGGGAGACUCCAGACACCUGCUCGGACUUUGGGAAGAGAUUCUCUCAGUCAAAUCAACCAAAUGUGCAUCAUUGAGUUCACACUGGAGAGACCGUUCACUGGAUGUGUGUCAAUCACCGUUGCUGAAUGCAAUUUCGAGAGUGACUGUCGGUGCUGAACUCUGCAAUUAUUGCUGUUGCUCACCACACCCAGUUCUGCAUCCUGGUCAAUGGGCAUGGGAGGAGUUUCUUCUGCUGCACAUUCACCUUUAAUAGGACUGGAGUUUAAUA
Molecule: messenger RNA, 2633 nt
Organism: Hypanus sabinus (Atlantic stingray)
Lineage: Eukaryota; Metazoa; Chordata; Chondrichthyes; Myliobatiformes; Dasyatidae
Product: gastrula zinc finger protein XlCGF57.1-like
Exons: 2
Coding region: 691-2439 (582 amino acids)
Biological process (GO): negative regulation of transcription by RNA polymerase II
Molecular function (GO): DNA-binding transcription repressor activity, RNA polymerase II-specific
Source: RefSeq, a predicted model, not a curated record